Messenger RNA from Cryptomeria japonica (Japanese cedar), 930 nucleotides. Its product is annotated as subtilisin-like serine-protease S. Gene Ontology annotation, molecular function: serine-type endopeptidase activity. Lineage: Eukaryota; Viridiplantae; Streptophyta; Pinopsida; Cupressales; Cupressaceae. The record is from RefSeq and is a predicted model, not a curated record. The coding region runs from base 1 to 930 and encodes 309 amino acids. Gene Ontology annotation, biological process: proteolysis. The transcript has 6 exons.
AUGGCAGGCACGGCCAUAACCCAUCUUCUGUUUCCCUUCAUUGUUAUCCUUAUCCUUCUCUCCACAGCUGCUUCUCGACACUUUAAUGAAAAGCUUUACGUAGUCUAUAUGGGUGAUGUUACGUCCCCAGAUAUAGAAGAUUAUUCCCAAACAGCAGCAACUGAGUCCCACCUUUCAUUGCUUCACUCUCUACUUGGAAGCCAUGAGGCAGCAGAGGAAUCUUUGGUUCAGGGUUAUUGGAAGAGCUUUAAUGGAUUCGCAGCUUGGCUUUCUUCAUCUCAUGUCCAACAUCUCUCAAACACAGAUGGUGUUGUCUCUGUGUUUGAAAGCAAGAAUGCUCAACUCUUGACAAGUAGAUCAUGGGAUUUUGUGGGACUCCCUCUGUCUCAGCAAACCAAUGAUUUGGAGUAUCAAAGUGACGGGUAUGGCCAGAAUCAGAAAGUUUCAAUGACGCUGGAUUUGGUCCCAUUCCCUCAAAAUGGAGGGGAGCGUGCCAAACGAUACCGGACUUCAAAUCCUGCAAUAAGUACUACAGCAUUCAUUCGUUCCUCUUUCCAAACUAAAUCCUCUUUAUGUUCAGAAAUACAGAAAAUAAUAGGUGCAAAGUUUUAUUAUAAAGGCUUGGGAUCUCAACCAGCUGCUGGUGAGUUCACAUCUCCAAGAGAUUCAAAUGGCGAUGGAACACACACCUCCUCCACAGUUGCUGGAAGCAUUGUCAGAAAUGGCAGCCUCUUUGGACUAGCUCAAGGAGACGUACGUGGAGGAGUACCUGGUGCAAGGAUUGCUAUAUACAAGGUUUGUUGGUUAGAUUCUUGCAGCGAUGUAGAUAUCCUUGCUACAUUUGAUGAUGCAAUCCAUGAUGGUGUGGAUGUCAUUUCUGUUUCAAUUGGACACGCUGGAUCCUUCUUUUUCCCACUUGAGUACUUUUAA